Messenger RNA from Rhopilema esculentum, 1317 nucleotides. NCBI's taxonomy places the organism in Eukaryota, Metazoa, Cnidaria, Scyphozoa, Rhizostomeae, Rhizostomatidae. The record is from RefSeq and is a predicted model, not a curated record.
AUGCUGGUGAUUGCAUACUUUGCCUUGACUGUCACUGCUUUAUCUUCGUUUUUGUUGUAUUUCUUCUUAAAGAGGUUCAGAGAUGACCAACCAGUGAUCAAUAACCCUGCAUUCCUUGAGUUCCAAAAGAAGUAUUUUAAUGUCUACUAUCUGGCAUUGCUGGCAGAAUGGUUUCAAGCUCCAUAUUUAUACAGACUCUACAGCUUCUAUGGCUUCAUCGACACACAGAUUGCUGUUAUUUAUGUCUGUGGGUUUGCAUCAAGUGUCAUCUUUGGCACAUAUGCUGGAUUCUUAGUAGAUGCAUGGGGCAGGAAAAAACUUUGCAUUUUGUUCACUGUCCUUUACUCUAUUUGCUGUAUAACUAAAUUGUCUCGAGACUACUCAGUCCUAAUUAUGGGUAGAAUCAUUGGUGGAAUCUCAACAUCACUUUUGUUUUCAGCAUUUGAUUCUUGGUAUACUUAUGAACACUUGCAAACGAACGAGUUCCCUCCUGAAUGGAUUCAGGUAACAUUUUCAAAGGCAACAUCUGUUAAUAGCAUCAUUGCAAUUGCUGCUGGUGUAAUUGCCAACAUGGCAUCAGACUGGUUCUCGUUUGGUCCAGUGGCACCAUUUGUAUUGGCAAUACCAUUUCUUAUUUUGGCUGGAUUUUUGAUAAAGUGCACUUGGAAUGAAAAUUAUGGGAAGAAAGGAAAGAUCCUGAAGCCCUGUUGUGAAAGUCUCCGUUUGAUUUUAUCUGACCGCAAGAUCUUUAUAACUGGUGCAGUUCAAGCCUUGUUUGAGAGCGUAAUGUACAUAUUUGUUUUCUUGUGGACUCCUGUUUUGGAUCCAGCAAAUCCACCCCUAGGUAUAGUGUUUUCUUGUUUCAUGGCCUGCAUCAUGCUUGGAGGAUCAACCUUUGAAAUUCUCAGUUCGAGAGGGGUUAAAAUAACAACCAUUAUACCCAUUGUUAUAUAUUUAACAAUGUUUGCCAAUAUUGCUGCAUCCUAUGCCAGUGCAAAUCAUCCAAGGACAACCUUUUUAAUCUUCCUCUUCAUUGAGUUACUUUGUGGAAUUUAUUUCCCAGCUGUUGGAAAGCUGCGAUAUUUCACGUUACCUGAAGGACAUCAUAGUGGAAUAAUCAACUGGUUUCGAGUCCCUUUGAAUGCUAUUGCAGCUGUUGUGUUGCUGGCGUUACAUGACACACAUAGUCCACAUGGGAUUUCUUCAUUAUUUGCUUUGUGUGCCAUUUUAUUAUGCCUGGCUGGUUUGCCUUCAGUUUUUCUACACAGACUUCUUAAGGACAUUGUUUUAGAAAAUGAGGAAGAAGCUAUAGAGUAG